Anopheles maculipalpis is the source of this 1161-nucleotide messenger RNA. RefSeq names its product pancreatic triacylglycerol lipase-like. Gene Ontology annotation, biological process: lipid metabolic process. The coding region runs from base 142 to 1161 and encodes 339 amino acids. NCBI's taxonomy places the organism in Eukaryota, Metazoa, Arthropoda, Insecta, Diptera, Culicidae. The record is from RefSeq and is a predicted model, not a curated record. The transcript is spliced from 2 exons. Gene Ontology annotation, molecular function: lipase activity.
AUGUGAUAAGCGUGGAGCAAUAAUUCAAUCAUUUGGAUAAACCCAAUACCGUUGGGGGUGUGUGAAAGAUUGGACUAUAAAUGUUGAGGGUCAAACGAAUUCGAGCAUGACUUUUGGUUCACACCUUCAUCACUCUCCAUCAUGCAGUGGUACACCGUCAGCUGCCUGCUUGUAGUGGGUUUAAUUGCCAAUGGUUUUGCGAUUGACGAUCGCAAGUGGCAGUUAGCUCCCGAUGGCAAUGGAAAACUGCACCUGAUCAACACCAAUCCUUACGAUCUUCCCGACACGGACAGCAACGCUGCACCACGCUUCGUGCCCCAGCAGGACAUCAUUUUCCGUCUGUUUACCCGUGCCAAUCCAACGCAACCACAAAUUCUGCAACUAAACAACCCAGGCUCGCUCACCGGUUCGAACUUCAAUCCAUCCCAUCCGACGCGCUUCACCAUUCACGGCUGGAACAACGAUGGUUCGCACUUUAUGAAUGCACAGAUCCGUGAUGCAUACUUCCAGCGGGGAGACUUCAAUGUGAUCACCGUCGAUUGGGGUGUUGGUGCAAUCAAUCCGAACUACAUAACCGCGCGCAACUUUGUUGGACCGGUAGGAAACACGAUUUCGCAGCUGAUCGAUCAGCUGAUCGCGAGUACCGGCGUGAACCCGGACAACAUCUACAUCAUCGGAUACAGUUUGGGGGCUCAUGCUGCCGGAAGCGCCGGUAAAGCACAGAACGGACGUAUCAACUCAAUUAUUGCACUGGAUCCGGCAGGACCGCUGUUUGCCUUUGGACAGAAUGAUGCCGUCUCUCCGGCGGAUGGACGGUACGUUGAAACGAUUAUGACGAAUGCUGGUUUGCUUGGUAUCAAUACGCCACUCGGACAAGCCAACUUCUACCCUAACGGGGGACGCACGCAGCCCGGUUGUGGAGCGGACAUUGGAGGCAGUUGUGCUCAUGAUCGUGCACCGAUGUUUUUUGCCGAAUCGAUCAUCACUAGCACACCGUUCCGUGCGACGCGUUGUGUAGAUCAUGGACAAAUAUUGGCCGGUAGCUGCACGUCUUCUGGGCCGGAUGCCAAUAUGGGUGGUCAACCGUCGAACUAUGGUCGUGGUGUGCAGGGUGUAUACUACCUUCAAACUAACGAUGCUUCGCCGUUCGCUCGGGGUUAA